AGAGGCUGUGAGCGGAGCACCACGCCAGUCCGCCUCCCUAUAUGCAUGUAGCCAAACCUGUCUGUGUGUCUGUGCGUUUUGUUCAGCCAUGUCCCUGCUCAAAAUCAUUUUAAGACUUCUGGUGUUCGCCGGAGUCACCGUCCUGACCGUGCUGUUGUUGCGGUAUUGGUUGGCCAGCAAGCAGUAUGUGUUCAACAAAGAAGACGUCGCCAAAUUGGCCAAACAGUAUGCAGGACAGGACCAUGAGCAGGCUUUCUCCAAAGUGGUGGUGGAGCUGAGAAAAAGGUAUCCUGGACACAUCCUCCCUGAUGAGGACUUGCAGUGGGUGUUUGUGAAUGCUGGAGGCUGGAUGGGCUCCAUGUGUGUCCUCCAUGCCUCUCUCACAGAGUACUUGAUACUGUUUGGCACUGCGGUGGACACUGGAGGACACUCAGGUCGUUAUUGGGCUGAGAUUUCUGAUACCAUCAUUUCUGGAACCUUCAGACAGUGGAAAGAGGGGACAACCAAGAGUGAAAUAUACUAUCCUGGUGACACUAUUGUGCAUGCUGUAGGAGAGGCUACGUCAGUCCAGUGGAGUGCCGGGACUUGGAUGGUGGAGUAUGGCAGAGGAUUCAUCCCUUCCACGCUGGGCUUUGCUUUAGCAGACACCUUUUUCAGCACCCAGGACUUCCUCACAAUGUACUACACUUUUAAUGCCUACAUGAAGGGUUUGCUACUUGAGGCUGGUACACUACUUACAGAAGCUGGAGUUUUCUAAGGCAAAAUAGAGUCCUAGAUGAUUGCACAUGGACAUUACCAUCAAAUCUUGUGCUGUGACAUUUUCUUCCCAACCACUAAAAUCUGGUAGAGGAGAGACUUGCUGAUAAUUCAGAGUGCUGACAUUUAAUAUUUUUAUAUGAAAUUGUAGACAAUCCAAAUUUACAUUGGUACAGUUGAUCAUCUUCAUUGACUCUCUUGACCCUCAUAAAGGCUAUGCAAAAGAAAAUGUCUUACUCCAUUUCACCGUAACAUUUGGCAUGAGAUUUCAAACUGAGCCAAAUCACCCAAACAAACAUUGCAUUCUGAAUGGCAGCCUUCCUUACUUUACCUCGAUUUUAACAGUGAAACUAAGCAUCAGGUCAUUAAACAUUCCACUGAGAGCUCAGACUGCCUCCAGAGUCAGAAUGACUAAUAAAAGGAAAGAAAAUCCAUAUUAUUAGGAUCCAAUUUAAAGAUGAAAGCCUUAAAGCUUAUUUUGCCAAAUUUAUCAUUCUUUUGAUAAAAAUAAGGCAAUAUAUGCAACCAGGUUUGGUUGUGUUUACUUCUUCAUAACCAAUGAUUUUUACAAAUAAAUACUGAUAUUCAAAGUGGUUUUUUUGCAGGCCAAGGAAAAUCUUUCAAAACAAAUAUGCAAUGUUUAAUCUGGAUUGUAAAACCUACAGUAAUGUAUAUAAUGCACAGCUAAAGUCACUAUUUUCUUAUUAGAUGCCAAUUUCCACUUUGUGCAGAUUCUCUGCAGAUGAGGUCUAUUGUAAAUGUAGCUGCAUUAGGAUUCGGGCUCUCUAAGCUACUCUCGGUGAGAAGAUGCAAAAAAGAGAAAUUCUGUUCUUUGCUUUUAAAGCUUCUCUUGGCAUUGGCCACCAUUUACCGAUUCAAAGCUCACCUUUUGUGUACCGUGUGUCUUUUGAAGGUGUUAAAAACCUGGGAGGAUAUGCUAAUGAAAGCUCUCGUCUUGUCAGCUGUGCGAACCUUGGUGGUUUUAUUUUUAUGUUAACCUGUCUCUGCUGGAGCUCAUCUUCAGAGCUACAUCAUUGUGGCAACCACCAAAUUUUCUGACUAGAUGUGUGUGGUUUUGACUUUUUUUUCUUUUUUCUUUUUUUUUUUAUCUCAGAACUGUGGAGGUUAAGGUGGAAAACUGAAAUCCUUUCAAACAAUAAAGCAAAACAUUUACAUCA
This is a messenger RNA of Pundamilia nyererei, 1934 nucleotides long. RefSeq names its product sigma non-opioid intracellular receptor 1 (gene sigmar1). Gene Ontology annotation, cellular component: endoplasmic reticulum. The record is from RefSeq and is a predicted model, not a curated record. Bases 89 to 757 code for a protein of 222 amino acids. Lineage: Eukaryota; Metazoa; Chordata; Actinopteri; Cichliformes; Cichlidae. The transcript has 5 exons.